AUGUCCUCGGAACGCAAGCUUCAGUUACCAAAAAUAUCAAAAAUAUUCAAAAAGAAAACCAAAAGUGUUAAAAUGUCGACUAACCCAUCUGAAAUAAACAAUAAUGUUUCUGGUUCUGGUCUCGAAAAAAAUAUUGAAAACCUGAGUUUGAAGGACUCAUCUGACUUUAAGAGCGAGAAACAAAAGAACAUAGCUUCUAAAUCCGAAACGGUUGUUGAUAUGGAAUUUACUUCAAACCCGGUAACAAAUAAUGAACUUGUCGAAGGCGUCGAAAAGUAUGCAGAACGACUAGGAAUCAAAGAAUAUACAGAAAAUAAAGACUUGUGGAAGAAAUUUUACGACGUCUUUGGCCCAGAUUUCGUUUGGCCUUCCACAAUGAAAGUUGGUGAGCGUUGUGAAGUCCUUGACUAUAUUAUUUAUCCCGAAUGGGAACCAACCGGGGAGGAACUUGCAAGAAAUACAGUUGAAUAUCGUCGCCUACUUGAGUCCGGAACUCUUGAUGCAUCGCAAGGAUCGCACAUUUUAAUCAUAAAUGGGAAAUUAGAUAGUUAUGGAAAUAAGAUAUCUCCGGAAGACGACGAAAAACUGGAAAAAAAAUAUCCAGGGUGUUUAUAUGCACCUGUUGUUGAACGUACUGCUUUAAUACGCAAAUUCUUAGCUAUGGAUGAUCAAACAAGAAAAGAGUGGCAGUCCCAUAUUUGCAUUCGAAAUGUAUUAAAUCCCAGAGAUGAGGUGAAAAUGGCAAGUACUGAACAAAAUUACCGAAUGAUAAUUGAUACCGGCUCCACGAUGACGAUAAUUCCUUACUUUGUAAGACAACAAUUGUAUAAUCCCAAAGAUGGUUGGCAGAAACUUUCUUUUUACCCUGACGGAUAUGGCGAUACAGCGAAAAUUACUCAAGCUUCAAGGGAGUGGCUUGUGUGUUUGGGUGAUGGGACCAAUUGGUCCAACUGGGUUAGAACAAGAGAAUUGUAUUCAUGGCAAAGAACGUCCCCUAAUGUCGAUUGUGGUCUAAUUGGCUACGACGUUCUACAAUAUCUCGCAUUACAAAUCCUGUAG
Paraglomus brasilianum is the source of this 1059-nucleotide messenger RNA. The record is from the annotation of a GenBank genome assembly. NCBI's taxonomy places the organism in Eukaryota, Fungi, Glomeromycota, Glomeromycetes, Paraglomerales, Paraglomeraceae.